GUCAUGACCUACUCCAUCCAUGGCACUUGAAUACAGCUGCGAUGAGCUGUGUGCUUACAAUGGAGAUUACUAUCAACGAAUAUGGAAGACGUCCUACCCUCCUAUGCAUUUGCGACGACCAGAGAUGCCUGGAUUAUCAUUGCCCAGUAUAUUCCAUCUAGUGACCUCUGUGCAGCCUCGUUGGUUUGUCGGAGAUGGCACAAAUUGCUCAUGCCAUUCCUCUGGGGUAACCCGGCGUCUCACUUCGGAACAGAGAAUGACGCCGUCUACGUUGCUCUUACGCGUUUCAGGAGGACGUUGAAAUAUGCACGACUCGAGGUGCGGAUGUUGACCCAUACUCUGCACCUGCCGCCCGCGCUCUCGGAGAUCUAUGAUGGCCCACGGCCAGAAUGGUUGCGCGAAAUUCUCGAAUAUCUGCCUUGUCUUCAGUCUCUCAUAGUCUCAAAGCUGCCUUUCUUUGAUCAUAACUCUAUGAUCGCUCUGAGGGGUUUCUCGGGCCAUCCUCUGUCCUCUCGCAGGUACCCGAAUAUCCAUCUAUUGCUCGCGGAAGGCGAACCAAAUUCUACAUCGCAGGGGCUUGCGGAGACGCUCUUACGGCUCCCUGCGCUAGUAUAUCUCGAUCUAUCGUAUACUAUGGGAGCUCGAGAUCAUGCGGUUUUAUCUACGUUGUCUGAACUAGAGCACCUCCAAGUCCUUAAGCUUCGUGGCCUCCGCCUAAAAGAUAAAGACGCCGAGUUCUUAGCAAACGCCAUUGGUACCAAAGUCCGGUUUCUGGACUUGCGAAAUAAUAAGCUCACAGACAUGGCUCUUAGGUCAUUGCUGCAAGCUUCUUUCCUUCCCGCUGGUGCUGCCAUGAGACAAACACAAUCUGCUCAUAGUAUAUCUACUUCUGACUUCCUUAAAAGCCCGGAUCUGGAUGAACGGUUCUUAGACCUCCUAACACGUCCACUAACAAACUGUUUCUGGGUUACUAAUAUGCCACAUGUGGGAAUAACACACUUGUAUCUUGCUGAUAACCAGAUCACUGUUGAAGGUGUAGCAAGCCUCCUGGCUUCAACCAGGCUUCAUGCACUUGAUGUUGGAACAGUGAAUACAGCCGAGCUCUUCAUGCGAGUACACCAGGAAUCAUGCAGUCGAGCGGGUUCCUCGCACUUCCCCGGGGCAGAGAAACUGAUACCAGUCCUGGGUUCAUGCGCGAAGGAUAAAUUGACGUAUCUACGGGUACACCAUGCCGUGGUUACGGAGGACACUCCUAUCAAGGAUCAAUCGUUAAACGCUUUCCUAUCCCAGCCCAGGCCUGUUGGGAUGGCGGAGCUGGACCCUGUUAAUCAAAUUCAUGAGCUGGCAUCAGACGUAGAGUUCAGAUUCGAGCUUGCAGAUACUUCGAUCCAGCGACCUACCACAUCACCGUCACGAGAUAGACGUCCGAUUUAUGAAGACGAGCCGUUACCGGAGAAUAAAAGGGGUCCUGUUUUCGCCCCGGAAGUACUUCAGCAGGGCCAUGAUGAGAGCGGCGGCAAACCUGCUCUAGAUGCCAGAGAAGCAGGGGCCUCUGGAUCCCAUCAAGCUGCAAGAAAUGAACCGGAUCAACCGCUCACUAGCCAAUGUACCUCAGAUGCCCACGUUCCGGCAUCUCCGUCUAGUUUCUUGUCAUCAGGCGGUUCUCUUCGAGCUCGAAGGAUCCGAGAAUUGCUCUCGAAAAGGCCACAUAACCAAAGCUUUCCCCUGCGAGACGGUGGCUUCCCCUAUUUGCAUCCAUCCCAUGUCCCACAUCUCGAAACCCUGGUUCUGACAGACGUUCCAUCUCAUGUACCGGAGAACUCCCGGAUACUUACCUCUUUGAUUCGUUUUAUCACGGCUUGUUCAGAUGAAUCCCUACUAGCAACCCUCCAGGCAAAAUCGGACUACUCGUUGCCUCCGGGCCGAUCUCGACUAAGAGCUGAACAGCAGCAAUCCAGAGCGCUUUUUGCUCUGAGUCGCCUAGUUCUUGAAAUCGCACCCACAUCGAAGGAGCUGCCGAAGUUGACUCCAUGGACUCCCCUCAGUUAUCGAGAUGGCCCCUUCAGGUCUUCUGGAGGGGAUCGAGACUCCGAGGCUCUUUGGUCCGCUGCUAUAAAUGAUUUCAGUUUCUUUGGCGAAGAAGAAUGCGGAAUCCCCGAGAAUGACCCCGGGAAGUACUUCCCCAUGGCUGCCCUAAACGAGAAGGUCACUCUGGUGCCAGAGGAUGACGGUCCUGGAAUCCCGGAGCUCGCAGCUACUGAAGCAGGGCACCAAACGCUUUCCUCCGCAAGUGGCAGUAGCGCAACGAGUUCAACUACCAACGAAAAGGGACCAAAACAGAAGCAGGUUCCAGAAGUAGAUCUGGUCGCCGAACUAGCAGCAUUCCGCCGCGCGAAGAAAGCUCAAUACGAAGAAUUAAUCUGGAGAGAUCGAGAGAACCGACGACGAAAUACAAAUGCCAGCGCCGGCGACGUUGGAUCGCCAUUAUCAGCAACAGCUCUCCUCUCACCUAUCUCUCCUGUGUCGGCGUCAGCUUUGGCUUCAUCAUUGCAGCCACCGUCACCAAGUUCAACCACAUCUUCUAUGUCUUCUUUCUUUCCGAUGACGCAUUACGUGGAGGGCCAUUGGAAGGGAGAGGUAAAUGUCAUCCGUAAUGCGACACCAAAGGGCAGAAGUGGAAUGGUGGAUAUGUAUGGGAACUACUUUGAGAAAGGGUAUUUGUACCCUUGAACGUAGUAGCAAUUAUAAUUCAAGUCUACUGUAGAAAAUGCUUACAAGGAAUU
Molecule: messenger RNA, 2783 nt
Organism: Monascus purpureus
Lineage: Eukaryota; Fungi; Ascomycota; Eurotiomycetes; Eurotiales; Aspergillaceae
Source: the annotation of a GenBank genome assembly